GGCAAUAUGGCUUCCUGCACCUGGUGACUGUGGGAGAAACUGAGUUAGGGCUCAUGGAGAAGGCCCGGGGCGUGGAGGAGACCCCGUCUUCCGAACCAAUGGAGGAAGAGGAGGAAGAUGAUGACUUGGAGCUGUUUGGUGGCUAUGACAGUUUCCGGAGUUACAAUAGCAGUGUGGGCAGUGAGAGCAGCUCCUAUCUGGAGGAGUCCAGUGAAGCAGAAAACGAGGACCGGGAGGCAGGGGAGCUGCCCACCUCCCCCCUGCAUCUGCUCAGCCCUGGGACACCCCGCUCUUUGGAUGGCAGCGGUUCUGAGCCAGCUGUCUGUGAGAUGUGUGGUAUCGUGGGCACGAGGGAAGCCUUCUUCUCCAAAACCAAGAGGUUCUGCAGUGUCUCCUGUUCCAGGAGCUACUCCUCCAACUCUAAGAAAGCCAGUAUCUUGGCUCGAUUACAGGGAAAACCACCUACCAAGAAAGCCAAAGUCCUGCAUAAGGCAGCAUGGUCUGCCAAAAUUGGGGCCUUCCUCCAUUCCCAAGGGACAGGACAGCUAGCAGAUGGGACGCCAACGGGACAAGACGCUCUGGUCUUGGGUUUCGACUGGGGGAAGUUCCUGAAGGACCACAGUUACAAGGCAGCUCCUGUCAGCUGUUUCAAACACGUCCCGCUCUAUGACCAAUGGGAGGAUGUGAUGAAGGGGAUGAAGGUGGAGGUGCUCAACAGUGAUGCUGUCCUCCCCAGCCGGGUGUACUGGAUCGCCUCUGUCAUCCAGGCAGCAGGGUAUCGAGUGCUGCUUCGGUAUGAAGGGUUCGAAAACGACGCCAGCCACGACUUCUGGUGCAACCUGGGAACCGUGGAUGUACACCCCAUUGGCUGGUGUGCUAUCAACAGCAAAAUCCUGGUUCCACCUCGCACCAUCCAUGCCAAGUUCACUGACUGGAAGGGCUACCUCAUGAAACGCUUGGUGGGCUCCAGGACGCUCCCCGUGGAUUUCCACAUCAAGAUGGUGGAGAGCAUGAAGUACCCCUUUCGGCAGGGCAUGCGGCUGGAGGUGGUGGACAAGUCCCAGGUGUCACGGACCCGCAUGGCCGUGGUGGACACGGUGAUCGGGGGUCGCCUGCGGCUCCUCUAUGAGGACGGGGACAGUGACGAUGACUUCUGGUGCCACAUGUGGAGCCCUCUGAUCCACCCAGUGGGCUGGUCCCGGCGAGUCGGCCACGGCAUCAAGAUGUCAGAGAGGCGAAGUGACAUGGCCCACCAUCCCACCUUCCGGAAGGUCUACUGCGAUGCCGUUCCCUACCUGUUCAAGAAGGUGCGAGCUGUCUACACAGAAGGUGGCUGGUUUGAGGAGGGGAUGAAGCUGGAGGCCAUUGACCCUCUGAACCUGGGUAACAUCUGCGUGGCAACCAUCUGCAAGGUCCUCCUGGACGGCUACCUGAUGCUCUCUGUGGAUGGGGGGCCCUCCACAGAUGGCUCAGACUGGUUCUGCUACCACGCCUCCUCCCACGCCAUCUUCCCAGCCACCUUCUGCCAAAAGAAUGACAUUGAGCUCACACCCCCUAAAGGGUACGAGGCACAGACUUUCACCUGGGAGGCCUACCUGGAGAAGACCAAGUCAAAAGCAGCUCCCUCAAGACUCUUCAACAUGGACUGCCCCAACCACGGCUUCAAGGUGGGCAUGAAGCUGGAGGCCGUGGACCUCAUGGAGCCCCGGCUUAUCUGCGUGGCCACGGUGAAGCGGGUGGUGCACCGGCUCCUCAGCAUCUACCAGCUCCAGCCGCCGGUGGCUGCAGAACCUGCCACACCUCUGAAGGCCAAAGAGGCCACAAAGAAGAAAAAGAAACAGUUUGGGAAGAAAAGGAAAAGAAUCCCACCUACCAAGACCCGGCCCCUAAGACAGGGAUCCAAGAAGCCCCUGCUGGAGGGCGAGCCGCAGGCCUCAGGGAAGACCUCGCCGGAGCCCAUUCCUGUGCCUGAGAUCGUUGCAGUGUGCGUGAAGGAGGAGCAUCUGCACGUGGACCCACCCGGCGAGGUCCCCAGCCCGGAGCUGCCUGUCCCCGUUGAGAGCAUCAAGCAGGAGACCGAUGACUGAGCACUUCCCGCUGGAAGCCAGCCCAGGGCCACAGCAGAGGGAUGCCCGGGGCUCCCGCUGCCACCACCCCAGCCCCUUCGGUUUGGAGACUGGGCCUUUUUGCACAAAUUCUGCCAGGUGCUGUGACAGCCUCGCCUGGGGUUGCCUUGACCUGCCCCCGGCGCCCCUGCCCCCUUUGACAAGGCUACGUUUCCAGGGCAUGAGGCAUCCAAGCUCGUCUCCACAUCCUCCCAGAUGGAGUUCGCGAGGCCAGGGCACUGGCUGCCAGCCCUGAUCUUCCCUCCAGCAGCCUCCAUGCCCAGCUGCCGUCAGCGCGGGGGCUGCCCAGUCACACUGGAAGACCGGGCAGGCAGUGAACAGUGAGUGUGCGCCGAGGCAAAUAAAGUUCUGGAGCAGCUCUGA
Messenger RNA from Tupaia belangeri chinensis (Chinese tree shrew), 2489 nucleotides. RefSeq names its product L3MBTL histone methyl-lysine binding protein 2 (gene L3MBTL2). NCBI's taxonomy places the organism in Eukaryota, Metazoa, Chordata, Mammalia, Scandentia, Tupaiidae. Gene Ontology annotation, molecular function: zinc ion binding; chromatin binding. Gene Ontology annotation, cellular component: nucleus. Gene Ontology annotation, biological process: negative regulation of DNA-templated transcription. The record is from RefSeq and is a predicted model, not a curated record.